AUGAAGCUUGCUGUUGUCCUCGCCCUCGCCUCCGUGGCCAUGGCCGCCAAGCUGCCGGCCGCCCAGCGCCCCGUGGCCAUCCUCCGCAGCGGCCAAGUCAACCCCGACGCCUUCGGCGCCCACAGCUCCGACUUCGAGGCCGAGAACGGCAUCGUGUUCCAGUUCUCGGGCUCCGAGGGUGUCAACGGCGGAGCCAACAUGAUCGGAACCUUCAGCUACCCCCUGGAGGACGGCUCUCUGGCCGAAGUCAAGUUCGUGGCCGACGAGAACGGCUUCCAGCCCGAGUCGUCGCUCCUGCCCUCUAAAAUCCCUGCAAUAAAACCUGAGGCUGAGAAAGUAUUUCCAAAAGAAAGUCAGACACAGCGCCUCCGCCUUCUGCCUGAAGCCCGUGUGACAACAUCGCCGAGUGCUUUUGAUAAGAAGGACAAAGGACUUUAG
Molecule: messenger RNA, 438 nt
Organism: Penaeus indicus
Lineage: Eukaryota; Metazoa; Arthropoda; Malacostraca; Decapoda; Penaeidae
Product: cuticle protein AM/CP1114-like
Exons: 4
Coding region: 1-438 (145 amino acids)
Source: RefSeq, a predicted model, not a curated record